CUACAGAUCGUUGGUUCGUUGCACGCACACUUAGCCGAACUUCUGGGUACUCUGAUACUUUGAAGUGGCAACCUCAUCAGCUGACUUACAACUGAACGUCAGGAGUCUUGAUAAGGCCACGACAGACAUACGACAGAUGAAUUGGAGCGAGCAGGAGGCUUCUAUGUGCAGUGCCCUUGACCGCGUUGGCGUCUGAGCGCUCAAUAUGGCUUCUUUUUGGACAGUGGCCUUUAUGAAAAAAAGUGUACCGGUCCUCGUGCUGCUCUCUGCUUCAUGGGUGUCUGCGCAAGACAACACAACCUGUGGCCGGCAGACUGCCAUACUUGAACCAGAAACCCGUAUCAUUGGAGGGAAGAAUGCCCAGGAGGGAGAGUGGCCAUGGCAGGCUGGCAUGCUGUUCCACGGAACCUUUCAAUGUGGAGGCUCUCUGAUUGCUCCUCAGUGGAUCCUUACUGCAGCACACUGUGUUUCGACCGCCACAGCGCAUCCUGAAUGGUUCGAAUUCAGAAUGGGAGUCACCAAGUUAGCCAGCCCAUCAGAAAACAUGCAACAACGUAGGGCAGUGGCCAUGUACAUACACCCUGAGUAUGACAUCAACCUACCGGUAGUGAAAUAUCGACCAGCCUAUGAUAUUGCACUUUUCAAACUGGAGACCCCCUUUAAUAUCACUGACUAUGUCAGAACCGUGUGCUUGCCCCAGAAAGACAUGAUCGAUUUUCCAGACAGUACGGAAGUCACAAUAACUGGAUGGGGAAUGAUGAAUCUGAUUGGUCCCUCUGGGGAUGAUCUCCAGGAAGUGGAGUUGUUUUUAGUAAACCAGACAACCUGCGUCUCACAGUGGCUGGAAUACGGCCAACCUAACCUUGUAGUGACAGAUGACAUGAUUUGUGUGGGACUGCCUGGUGUGGAUAUUGGGGAAAGUGCUUGUUAUGGGGACAGCGGAGGGCCAUUGGUUCUUCAGACAGGCGAGCAGUGGACACUACUUGGAGUAACUAAUUAUGGGGAACCAACCUGCACAACCGAGUACCGUCCAAAUGUUUACGCCAGAGUCACCUCUUACUUAGAUUGGAUCCAGCCUAUUUUUGAAGACGGAGAACCUGAUAGCUUACCUGUAUACCAGUUUUGUCCAGGCAACAAAUAUCGGUGUGAACGUGGAGCCUGCCUUGAGCGAGAGGUCAAAUGUGAUGGCCGAUAUGAUUGUGCUUCCGCAAGUGACGAGAGGAAUUGUGGGGGUAUAAUGAUCUUCUUCGACAGCUUCAAAGAUAUUCGCCUGAAUGACACAUCCAUCCGGGAAAGUGUAUCCGCAAUGUCACCUGAGGAGUGUGCACGCAUCUGUCUUAAUAAGGAAGAGUUCCGUUGCAUUGCAUUCGAUUUUAGCAUGCAAGGAAUGAUGUGCCUGAUUGCCGGGGAUGGCUACUCUGUGGUGCCAGAUCAGAGUGGACAGCAAACACACCACAGAUUGGACCCAAGUGCUAAGGGUGGUAGUUUUGAAGAAAGUAAACAUGCCGGAUUUCUGACGACACCGUUGAAAUUUAACGACGAAUAUGAGGGUCCAGACAGCGGUAUAUUCCCACGUUUUGUUUCACCAUCUGGAGGGGCAAACAUGAUCACCUUCACCUUUGCUGGCGUAGUGACGGAUGAGGAUGAGAGUGCAGGGAACUUGUGCCAAAAUUUUGUUGUUCUCAAUGGGACGGAGACAGAUGGCGUCCCAGCUACCCAGAAACAAAUCUGCUUGUAUGCCUUAAAGGAGAAUGGCACGGUAGAAAUCAAAGGCUGGUCAUUCAACAUGGAAUUCCACUCUGCCAAUGUCUCAACAAAUCAGUUUGUGGCUGCCUACAAAGCAGAAUGGAAGUGUGAUGAAAAGAUCAUGAUUGGCGGUGACACUGUCGGAUCCGUGACAUCCCCGCUGUAUCCAAAUGCGUAUCCGUUAUUUGUGGAUUGUCGCACCGUACUGAUGGCUCCAGAAGGUGCCCAAGUGAUUCUGGAGUUGAUCCACUUUGACUUGAAUAUAUGUUUGAGUCAAGACAGCAUAACUGUGUUUGAUGGAACCAAUGAGUCUGCUCCAGUUUUAGCAAGCUGCAACUUUGACCCACCCGAAAUGCUGUCCAGCUCCAAGGGAUUUCUGCUGAUUAUAUUCAGGUCGGAUGGCUACACCACACCCUCAUCCAACCCAGGUUUUAAACUCACUUACAGCACCGAGCCUAACCGAGCGUGGAACUGUAGUGACACACUCGUGCUUGAUGAAGGUGACACGGGGUACAUUACGUCUCCAUUGUACCCAGACGUCUAUCCAAUGUUUCUGGUUUGCCACACCCUUCUAAUGGCCCCUGAAGGUGCCCAGGUGAUUCUAGAGUUGGUCUACUUUGACUUAAAUAUAUGCUUGAGUGGAGAUUACAUCGCUGUUUACGACGGACCAAACCCAUCACCCAAGCCUCUCAUCAGCUGCUCCAGUGAUGUUUCCGAGCCACCCCAAAAGCUGAUCAGCUCCAAAGGGGCACUGCUGAUAGUGUUCCAUACAGAUGGCAAAGUCGUACCUUCUGUCAAACCAGGGUUUAAUGUGACAUACUACACGAAGUCCAGUCAAGAAAUAUGUGGCUUGCAAACUGCCCCAUUGGAUGGAGAGAUGCAAAUUGUCGGCGGUAAGCCAGCACAAGAGGGUGAGUGGCCAUGGCAGGCUGCGAUGUUUUUCAGAGGCAUUUGGAUAUGUGGAGGCUCUCUCAUCCAUCCCCAGUGGAUUCUCACUUCAGCCACUUGCCUGGGAAGUGCUAUCAAAUACCCAGAGUUGUACCACUUCAGCAUGGGAAGCAACAGCCUCAAAGACCCCUCAGAAAGCAUGCAGAUGCGGAGGGCUGCAGAAGUGUACAUGCACCCUGACCACAAAAUUGUCAGCUUUGAUUACAAGUAUGACAUCGCCUUAAUCAAGCUGGAAUCCCCCUUCAAUAUCACACAGUUUGUCCGGACCGUGUGCCUGCCGAGAGACUCGGCACUAGAGCUCCCCAACAACACUGGUGUGACUGUCACAGGUUGGGGGAGGUACCAACCAUUUGGGGAAUUUAGUGACUACCUGCUUGAAGUGGAGAUGCGCACUGUGAACCAGGACUACUGUGCUUCAAAGUGGGCCGAACUGGGCUAUGAAAUCACUGACACUGUUAUGUGUGUGUUUGGCCCUCCCUUCAACCUACAGGGUGCAUGUGAGCAUGACAAUGGAGGGCCAGUGGUGGUGCAGAAUUUACUGGGAUGGACUGUGGUCGGAGUGAUCGGCAGCGAUUGGAUGAGCUGUUAUCCCUCAGGGUAUCCUGAGGUGCACACUAGAGUCAGCCCAUUUCUGGACUGGAUACAGCCGGCGUUGGAAGGGGAGGAACCGCCAAGACAGACAAGCAACUGCUCUGGCGAUGAGUAUUUGUGUAGGUUAGGAGGCUGUAUCAAUCGUUACCGAAAGUGCAACGGUUUCUUUGAGUGUUCCAGCGGAAGCGAUGAGGAAUAUUGUGAUUCACUUUUCCUGGUCUUUGACGCGUUCUAUGAUGUCCGCCUGGACAACUCAUCUGUUCAAGAGACAGUGAGUGUGAAAUCCUUGGAGGAGUGCCCCAAGAUGUGUCUGAAUCAGAAAGAGUUUGCCUGCCACGCCUUUGACAUCAUUGCCACCAAAGCCGAGAUACAGUGCGCCAUGGCUGGGAAGGGUUUUUCUGUGGUGCCGUCUAUGGGGAUGAGAUUGGCAAAACCAAGAGAGGCUGAUAGUGAAGUGGUGCACUUUGAGUUGGAUCCGUUUGUUGUGUACAGUAGUGACGAUGUAAACUUCAAUACUACAGUUGGCGCAUACCGUGGGACCCUUGUUUCACCGAGCAAAUUCUCCAGCGGUAAUUACACUGGCCCAACAAGUGGCAUCUUCUCCGUGCUUGUCGAGCCUUAUGGAAAGGUCAACAUGCUCACUAUCAUCAUGGCUGGGAUCGUCACCGAUGAAGAUGAGGGCAUGACAGACUGCCUCAAUUUUGUCACUGCCAAUGGAAUGGAGGGUGAAGGGGUGUCGGCCUCUGCUGUCCGCUUUUGCCUGUAUGAAUUACAGAAGGGGAACAUUAGCAUCGAGGUCAAAGGGUCAUCCUUCAUGUUGGAAUUCCAUUCUGACAAUGUCCUGAUGAACCAGUUUAUAGGCACUUUCGAAGCAGAGUGGACUUGUGAUGACAAAAUCAUGGUCGGUGAAAAUGACACCGGGUACAUCACCUCUCCACUGUACCCGGCCGGCUAUCCGAAGUUCCUGAACUGUCACAUCCUACUGAUGGCCCCUGAAGGUGCCCAAGUGGCCGUCAGGGUUAUCUACUAUGACUUGACUAUUUGCUCGAGUGGCGACUACAGUGCUGCUUAUGAUGGCACCACAAGCAACUCGUCCAAACUGUUGUCCAGCUGCUCUUCAGAUAAUCCACCUGAAGUGCUAAUUAGUACCGAGGGGGCAAUGCUCAUUCUUUUCAAAUCAGAUGGCCAAGACAUCUUUUCUCAGAAGCCGGGAUUCAAUCUCACCUACUACUCAGGAUCCAGGAACAGGGGAUGCUCUGACAGUUACUAUAUGUGCAAAUCGGGAGAUUGUGUCCCGCGUGAGUACAAAUGCAAUGGUAUCAAAGACUGCACCUCCGGAAGCGAUGAGGAAUAUUGUGAUGAACUGGAGUUGGUCUUUGAUGCUUUCUAUAACAUCCGCCUGGACAGCUCGUCCAUUCAGGACACAGUCAGUGUGGACUCUUCGAAGGAGUGCACUGAAGUGUGCCUGAAUCAAGCCAACUUUGCUUGCUUUGCCUUCGACAUCAUCACCACGGCAACAGAGAUGCAGUGUGCUAUGGCCAAAAAGGGGUUUUCAGUGGUGCCGUCCGGGGAGAGUAAAUCAAGGACACGUAGAGAAAGUUCCAGUACUGUGGUUCACUUUGAGUUGGCCCCCGAUGCUUCUGGUGGAGAUUCGCCCUUCAACUCGACUUCCGAUGCCUACCGGGGUGUGAUCAAAUCGCCAGCCAAAUUCUCUAGUGGUGACUACAAUGGCCCAGUGAGCGGUGUUUUUUCUGUGUUUGUCAAGCCGUAUGGAAAGGUCAACAUGCUCACUAUCACCAUGGCUGGGGUCAUCACCGAUGAAGACGAGGGCGUGACAGAUUGCCGCAAUUUUGUCACUGCCGAUGGAAUGAAGUCUGAGGGGAAGUCAGCCCCUUCUGUUCGCUUUUGCCUGUAUGAAUUGCUGCAGAGAAACGACAACAUCGAGGUCAAAGGGUCGUCCUUCAUUUUAAAAUUCCAUUCUGUCAAUGUCCUGAUGAACCAGUUUGUUGGCACGUACAAAGCAGAGUGGAGAUGCGAUGACACAAUCGUGGUUGAUAAGGAUAACACCGGAUAUGUUACCUCACCACUGUACCCAGCCGCCUAUCCAAUGUUCCUGAACUGUCACACCCUCCUGAAGGCUCCAGAAGGUGCCCAAGUGUUCCUGAAGUCGAUCCACUUUGACUGGACUAUUUGCUCAAGCGGAGACGAUGUCGCCGUUUAUGACGGAACCAUGAGUGACCCAUCCAUGCUGCUGACAAACUGCUCUACCACAGAACACCCCCCCGUGUUAUCCAGCACCAGGGGGGCUCUGUUGAUAGUCUUCACUUCGGAUGGCCAGAAUUCAUCCUCCAAUCAGCCCGGAUUUAAGUUCUCUUACCACUCACAUCCUGUCAUGAUGACAACACCAUGUCCAAUGAUAAGUCACGAUCCCAAGCCAUGCGAUCCAGACAGAGAGAAGGAGUUUGAGCGUCAGGCAGCAGUCUUCAGAGACGCACUGAUCGGUGUGUCUGUCGGUGGUGGCAUCUUGAUCAUCUUGCUGAUAUUUUACGCAAUCUACCUGCUGGAGUGGAAAGCUCAUCUGAAUAAGCAGGUGGCAGUCUUGGAAAUGAGGGAAAAAGGAGCAAAAGCUACGGUUGAGAAUACCUACGAAAUGCUUGAUGAUUUUGGUUCACGGCGCAACUCCAAAGAUGCUUUUGAUUCAUUGUAGGUAGUUGGAAAAAAAAGUCACCAAGGAUUUCAAAUAAAUGUCUGUCAUUCGGGUUAAAGAAACUAGUUAUAGCGUGCAUAGAAUUUGCGUAGCUUGUUUUGAUUGGUAAAGAAAAUAGGCAGCAUGUGAGUAUAGUGUUUAUUAGUAUUACUGUGCACCUAAGAGGCCAUAGAGUAACACAAGACUACAUUUUUAAUUAUAUUGAUUUAACAAAACUUUAAAUUCAAUUUAACAGAAAGUUACGUGUAAGUACAUUUCCUCAUUUUUUAGAGAUUUUAGUAAGCAUGUACCUCCGUCUAGUAAGAUAAUCUUAAGGGACUGGAAAAACAGUCCUGUACACCAAAUUUACAGAAUGACUUUUGUCAGUGUGAAAAACUAAAUGGGCAAAGUGUCAGCAGUGCUUUUGUAGCAUUCUUUUCAUGUUAGCAAGUCCAUUUUAUAUAUUUUUCAGAAUAAUUGUACUUAAGCAAAAGUUUUUAAUCACUAUUGUGUUUCAUUUGUAAAAAACAAGUUGAAAUUGAUAAAAUGUUUCACAUUCCUGCAGCAGUCUUAAUUGACUGUUCUAUUCCAUUAUUUUUUUUGUGCUGAUGCAGGGACAGCUCCAGAACCAAAUUUUUGAGGGAUGGGGAGAGCUUGUUUCGGGGGGCCAGAAAUUUCAGAAAUCUUUUCAAGUAUCACUUUGUAUGGCUGUUCUGUGGGGUAAGGCAACAUUUCGGGGCUUUUUUACCCGUUUUGUGAAGGACGGAAAUGGAAAUAGACCAAAUAAUUUGACUUUUAAUUCUGUUUUUUUUUUUUAGGGGGCUCCUUUUGGCAGCUUGGGGGCAUGGCCUUUUUUAACUCUCCUGCAUUAGUUCUGCCUUUGUGCUUUUACAUCAAACUGUCUUAUUCAGUGUUAGGUCUGGUGAUGAUAUUGUAUACUCUGCAGUCUCACUGUAUUCCACUGGUAACUUGCAGUGACUUUUUCUGAUUAUAAAAUAUAUAAAUAAGUAUGCAUGUUCAUGUUCUCUGCCUGGCCACUACAGUACUAGUAAUUUUCCUUUUCUGAAAUUCAAAGUUAUCGUACUUAAAGGAUGUUACAUUUUAUGUAGUGAUUUUCACAUUUCAAGUAGGUAUAGUCUAUACACACCUGAGUUAAUCCAUUUUAUACCUUACUUUGCAAAUAAAGUUUUCUGUAGCAGAUAUGUA
Molecule: messenger RNA, 7177 nt
Organism: Acanthaster planci (crown-of-thorns starfish)
Lineage: Eukaryota; Metazoa; Echinodermata; Asteroidea; Valvatida; Acanthasteridae
Biological process (GO): acrosome reaction; proteolysis
Molecular function (GO): protein binding; serine-type endopeptidase activity
Source: RefSeq, a predicted model, not a curated record